AUAACUGCAAUUUGGUUGCAGACAAGUGGUAUCCCAGUUUCAGAGAUUUGUGAACACCGGUUUUUGUUGUACAACAAGGAUGCUACACAGCACAUCUUUGAAGUAUCUGCUGUUGAUUCUCUUGUUCUUGGCGAAGGUCAAAUUCUUGCACAAGUUAAACAAGUUGUCAAAGUUGGGCAAGGUGUUGUUGGCUUCGGAAGGAAUGUUAGUGGGCUGUUCAAACAUGCAAUUACUGUUGGGAAACGGGUUAGAACAGAGACUAACAUUGCUGUUGGGGCCGUUUUUGUUAGCUCUGCAGCUGUUGAAUUGGCUUUGAUGAAGCUGCCUGAGUCUUCACAUGCUGUUGCUCGAAUGUUAGUUAUUGGAGCAGGAAAGAUGGGAAAACUUGUGAUCAAGCACUUGGUGGCAAAAGGUUGCACCAAGAUGGUUGUUGUUAAUAGAAGUGAGGAGAAACUCGCAGCAAUCCGUGAGGAGAUGAAAGGAAUCGAGAUUAUUUACAGACCCCUUACAGACAUGCUCGCUUGUUCAGCUGAAGCUGAUGUGAUCUUUACUAGUAUUGCAUCAGAAACUCCAUUGUUUUUGAAAGAACAUGUCAAGGACCUCCCCACUGUCAGCUCUGAAGUUAGUGGUUCAAGGCUCUUCGUUGAUAUCUCCGUUCCACGAAAUGUGGGAUCAUGUGUCUCAGAUGUUGAAGGCACACGACUGUACAAUGUCGAUGACCUGAAGGAGGUUGUAGCUGCUAAUAAAGAGGACCGACUACGAAAAGCAAUGGAAGCUCAGGCCAUUAUUGCUAAGGAAUCAAAACAGUUUGACGCGUGGAGGGAUUCACUUGAAACCGUUCCGACCAUCAAGAAGAUGAGACCCCAUGAAAAGAGAAUUCGAGCUACAGAGUUAGAGAAAUGCUUAUCAAAGAUGGGGGAAGAUAUCCCAAAGAAGUCAAGGAAGGUAGUGGAUGAUCACAGCCGUGGAAUUGUGAACAAACUUCUCCAUGGUCCAAUGCAGCACCUGAGAUGUGAUGGCAGUGACAGUCGAACUCUAAGUGAGACCCUUGAGAACAUGCAUGCACUUAACAGAAUGUUCGGCCUGGAGACAGAUAUAUCUCUUCUAGAACAGAAAAUUCGAGCCAAGGUGGAACAAAGACAAAAGUAAGUGUCGAUGUAGAAUAUC
Molecule: messenger RNA, 1167 nt
Organism: Hibiscus syriacus
Lineage: Eukaryota; Viridiplantae; Streptophyta; Magnoliopsida; Malvales; Malvaceae
Product: glutamyl-tRNA reductase 1, chloroplastic-like
Biological process (GO): tetrapyrrole biosynthetic process
Molecular function (GO): glutamyl-tRNA reductase (NADP+) activity; NADP binding
Source: RefSeq, a predicted model, not a curated record